CUCUGUUGCGCAAGCAGAGAAGCCCGUUGGAGCCCCAUUUGUCCCAAUCUGGAGCCUCGAACCAGAGAGCCAUGGCCUUGCUCUGCUACAACCGGGGAUGUGGGCAACGGUUUGACCCGGAGGAGAACGGCCCAGAUGCAUGCCUCCAUCACCCUGGAUUUCCCAUCUUCCAUGACGCUUUGAAGGGCUGGUCUUGCUGCCGGAAACGUACCACCGACUUCUCCGAAUUCCUCUCCAUAAAGGGCUGCACAAAAGGCCGUCACAGCAACGAGAAGCCGCCCGAACCACAGGCAGACCCCCAUCCACCCAAGGACAAAGCGGCCACCGAGAUCAUCGUCCAGGGGCCAAAGUCGGCUGAGAAGAUGGAGUGUGAAAGGCCCAGUUCGGAUGAACCCAAGCAGCUCUUGCCAGUCAAAGUGUCCAAGACUCUGGAGCAAUCCCUGGAGAAGCUGGACUUGUCACCGAAGGAGGAGGCCGCAGGGCAGGACUCUGCAGGGGCCGCCUUGGAAGUGAGCCUUGGCACCACUUGCAAGAACUCCGGUUGCAAGGCGACCUUCCAAGGGCAAGAGAGCAACAGAGAGACCUGCACUUUCCACCCCGGAGUCCCUGUUUUCCACGAAGGCAUGAAAUACUGGAGCUGCUGCGGAAUUAAAACCACAGACUUCAAUGCAUUCCUGGAGCAAAAGGGCUGCAGCCGAGGGCGGCACCUUUGGAUCAAAAAGCAGCAGGACAAGAGGCUGGUCUCUUGCCGGCAGGACUGGCACCAAACCAGCAGCCAAGUGGUGAUCACUGUCUACGCCAAGACCCCCCUUCCGGAGCUCAGCUCCGUCAAAGCCAACCGCACCACGGUUGACGUACACAUUGUCUUUGAGGGAGACAAGGUUUUCCAGGCGGAGCUGGAGCUCUGGGGGGUGAUCAAUGUGCAGAAGAGUGCGGUGAGCCUACUACCCUCCAAAGUGGAGAUCACCUUGCAGAAGGCCCCUCCCCUGACCUGGGCCCGGCUGGAGCACCCCCAGAGCAGAGCAGAGCCCCCCAAGGGGCCCGAGGUGGAGGCUCCGGACGGACAGAGGUCCCGUGGUGGCCUGGCAGAGGAGGAGUCGGAUGACUCGCUGAGUUGGUCCUCGGAGGAGGAAGACUGGGAGGAAGGCAGCGCAGGCCCCAUCAGCCCCCAAUUCGGGGGAACUGAGUCGGGGUGAAACCAAGGCGAUGGCAGAAGGAGCCUAUGGGGCUAGGACUGAUUCCGAUGAUCUCCUGCAGAAGGAAAGAGACAUGGGCUCCAGGCAGAUGUAGCGCCACAAGGACAUUCGCUAAGCAUUCAGAUAUUUUAGGAGCAUUUGAGAACCCUAUAGGUCCUUUAGGAUGAUUUGAGAACCCUAUAGGUCCUUUAGGAAGAUUUGAGAACCCUAUAGGUCCCUUAGAAACAUUUGAGAACUCUGUAUGUCCUAUAAGAACAUCUUGUUGUCGACCGCGCUUUAGGGGAUCGGGCCCUUAAGGAGAGUCCUGAUCCGGUCCUGAGAGAACGGACCUUGGCGGAGCCAAUAGGAAAAUAUGAGCCGCAAUACAACCUGAAGCCGAAAUGAAGAAGGUCCGCCAAAGUUGAAGGAAAAUCUGCCAAGGAGUCUUUAUUGAGCGAUUCAGCUGAAAAGGACUCUAGUAGUGAUCAUUCAGUCUACUAGGGUACCAUAUAACCAAAAUAAAGCCAUAUUUAUACAAUG
Molecule: messenger RNA, 1715 nt
Organism: Anolis carolinensis (green anole)
Lineage: Eukaryota; Metazoa; Chordata; Lepidosauria; Squamata; Anolidae
Gene: itgb1bp2
Product: integrin subunit beta 1 binding protein 2
Exons: 11
Coding region: 72-1196 (374 amino acids)
Source: RefSeq, a predicted model, not a curated record